UAGGUUUUUUAUCUACCAUUAAAAUUAAUUACUGUAUUGAGUUUUAUUAAGAUUUCAAAUUUUCAAUGAAUUAUUGCGUAUUUUUAAUGAUGGUGAUACAUUUUACGAUAUGUUAUGAAAAAAUUUUAAUUAUUUAAUUCACAUUUUCUUUUUGCGGCUACAAUAAUGUUUCUUUUUCACUUUUGUAUGUUAAUUAUUUCUAAUAUUUCAUAACUUAUAUACUGGGAAAUAGAGACAUAGACUAUUAUGCUUUAUAAAUUUUAAGUUAGUUUUAAAAUUGUCAUCUUAGCUUAUAAAUUAAGUUAAUUUAAAAAAUGACAUCCUCUGAAGAUGUUCUGCUUCAAGUUGGGCCUGUUCGUCAUAAGAAAGGUGAUGGAACAUUGUAUGUAAUGAGUCAACAUGUUGCAUUUAUUCUAAAUUCUAGUGACACUGUUGCCAUCAGUCAUCAUUACAGAGAUAUCAAAAUGCAAAAAAUCUCUUCUGAAUUCAAGAAUAAAGUUCAAUUGCAAUUAGUAUUUCAUGAUGAAACUAUUUCAUUAUUUCAAUUUACUAACCCAGAAAGGAGUGAAGCAAUGAGGGAUAGAAAUAGAGUUAAAGAUUUAAUACUUAAGCUGUUGCCUAAGUAUCAAAAACAAGCAAAUAAAGAAUUUGGUGAAAAAAAUCGUAUACUUAGUGAUAAUCGCAUGUUGUAUCAACUGUAUCAAGAUCUAGUCAUAACUCAUGUUAUUUCAUCUGAAGAAUUUUGGUCACAACAUGUUCCUUACCAUUUAGCUACACAGUCUAAGAUAACAAGUCAAAAAACUGGAGUACCAAAUAAUUUUCUUACAAAUGUUACUGUAAAAAAUGAUGGCACAAAAAAAUUUAAUUUAUCAAAUGAGACAAUUCAGUAUAUCUUUAAAACUUACCCAGCUGUACGUCAGAAACAUAUUGAAUAUGUUCCUCAUCAAUUAACAGAAUCAGAAUUCUGGCAAAAGUUCCUAGAAUCACACUAUUUCCAUAAAGAUCGUAUAACUUCAGGAAGUACAAAAGAUUUAUUUAAUGAUUGUGCUAAAUUAGAUGAUAAUUUGUUUAAAAAUGAGAUUAAAGAUUUAUCAAAAACAAAUUCCAAUUGUUAUGUUGGAUUAAUUGAAGACGAUGGCAUAGAUGAUAAUAUUAAUUCUACUUUAGAAGAAAAAUCUUCAAUGGCUAAUCUUGUUCAUGACAACAUAAUUAAAAGAUUUAAUCAACAUUCUAUGAUGGUUCUUAAAACUUGUGAAAAAUCUAAUACUAACUCAAGUGAAUUAAAAGUCUCGCAAAAUAAUUCACAAAUAAAUGGUACAUCAGAGAUAGCACUUAAAAGAUUACGGAUUAAAGAAAAAAUUGGUUUUGAAGAUCUGAGACCGGAAAUUACUACAGAUGAUUUUAAUCAAAAACGAUUAAAACUUUCUAGAGUAGAGAGUUACGUAAAUUGUUUAACUAGAGAACAAAAAAAUGAAAAUAUUGUUGCUAAGCUUUCUCAAGCUAGAGAUAUACAAAAAACUAUUUUGUAUGAUGUUUAUGAUUGGAGUAAAACUAUAUCAAAUCAGGUAAUUGAACCAUCUGUAGCUGUUAAUACACUUGGUUUACUUACUCCUGGAGGAAGUUUAAUGAAAGGAAUUAGUGAUGAGUCUGCUUCAUUAGCACAAUUAGUACCAAAUGCUGUAGAAAAAGAUUUACGCCAAUUAUAUAUAUCAUUAAGUGAACUUUUACGACAUUUUUGGUCUUGUUUUCCAGUGACUACACCUGCACUAGAAGAAAAAUUAAUAAAAACCCAUGAAUCAUUACAUAAAUUUCAAAAUGCUAAAAUAAAACCUUUUGAAGAUCAAAUUAUAAUCAAUCAUGGUCAAUUAAAUCAACUAACGAAUCAUUUAAAUUUAAUGCUUCAUACUGCUUAUAAUAAAUUUUCUGUGUGGCAUUCUAGAAGAAAAUUACCAAACAUUUUUUGACAUGUGGUUAUAUUACUUGUAUAUCUUAAUCAUAAAUUUUGAAAGUUACAAUGAAACUUUGAAGUUAUUAAAUCCUGUAAAAUUUGAGUAUUUGUUUUUUACCAUUUUCAACUUGUACCAUUUAUUUAAAUAAUUUAACAAAAAAAUAAAUGUUAAUGGCCCAUAGCAUAUUUUUUCAGAGUAUUGUAAUAAAAGAGGGUUAAUAAACGUUAGUUACAUUAUAAACUGAAGCUUUAUUAUUAUCAAUCAGUUGUGUAGUAACUUUUUUUUCAAUAAAAACAUAUUUUCGAAUUCUUAUGAAAUAUUAUUC
Molecule: messenger RNA, 2274 nt
Organism: Daktulosphaira vitifoliae (grape phylloxera)
Lineage: Eukaryota; Metazoa; Arthropoda; Insecta; Hemiptera; Phylloxeridae
Gene: Tfb1
Product: general transcription factor IIH subunit 1
Exons: 2
Coding region: 315-1964 (549 amino acids)
Biological process (GO): nucleotide-excision repair; transcription by RNA polymerase I; transcription by RNA polymerase II
Cellular component (GO): transcription factor TFIIH core complex; transcription factor TFIIH holo complex
Source: RefSeq, a predicted model, not a curated record